Molecule: messenger RNA, 1049 nt
Organism: Schistosoma turkestanicum
Lineage: Eukaryota; Metazoa; Platyhelminthes; Trematoda; Strigeidida; Schistosomatidae
Source: the annotation of a GenBank genome assembly
GUUUAAACUGGUGUCUAAUUAUAUGAGAGAACAUCCCUUGAAAAUGGCCGCUAGAUACCGAGAUGUCGGCACGAAGGUAUACAUAGGGGAUCUCCCUAGAGAAGCAUCCGAACGAGAACUUGAACGUAUAUUUCGCGAGUACGGAAGGUUGCGAAACGUAUGGGUUGCAAGGAACCCACCAGGUUUUGCGUUUGUUGAAUUUGAAGAUGCUGCAGAUGCCAGCGAUGCUGUGCGUGAACUCGAUGGGACGGUUAUGUGUGGUGUCCGCGCCCGUGUUGAACUGAGCACUGGGAAGUCACGACAAAAGCCAUGGGUACGUGGUGGUGGUGGUGGUGCUCGCAAUGGCGGAGGACGUGAUAAUGGACUUGGUUCUCGUCGCUUGAAACCCUUCGAUCCAACAGACCGGUGUUACGAAUGUGGAGAACGCGGACAUUAUGCCUACGAUUGUCGUCGUCGAGGUGGUGGGCCAGGAGGUCCAAACGGACGCGGCAGGCCUGAAGGCCGAAGAAGGUCGAGGUAAUUCACCUUACUCGCAUGUCGUCUGGUAUCGUCUCGGCUACCAUGAUACGUUAUCAACUGUAUUCGUUUUUCAUCCAAGUACGACAUCCUAAGACUAUAUCGGCAUCCUAUCUUGCAAUGUCACGGUUUUCUGUCAAGUGCUGGUGCUUUAAAUUCCGUAGCGGUGACUCGUCACUAGCACAUGUUAUGUACUAUGAAAGACUGGUCUCCAUAGGUACUACACUCGAAAACUGGCAUCUCUGACAUCAUUGCGGCGGGCAUAAACUGCCCUACAACUCGGCAUCUGUGAGCCGUCGACAUCGUCGUCGUCGUGACUACAGACAGCCACUAAAGUUAACGUCCGUAGAGACCUACAGCUUGUUUUUCUUCAUGCCUAAACGUGUCUGUGUCAAACCAUAGAAGCUUUUCCAGGAGCCGCAGUCGUUGAAGUAGUUGGGAGUUGCAAGUUUACAAUGCAUUUCAUUUCAAGUCCAUGAAUGUCAGGACUGUAACGGAUCAUUUUUAUAUCUGAAAUAUAAAUAACACUCACU